Molecule: messenger RNA, 678 nt
Organism: Quercus robur (English oak)
Lineage: Eukaryota; Viridiplantae; Streptophyta; Magnoliopsida; Fagales; Fagaceae
Exons: 2
Coding region: 1-678 (225 amino acids)
Source: RefSeq, a predicted model, not a curated record
AUGGUUCUAGCAUUAACUGCCAAGAAAAAGAUAGGAUUCGUGAAUGGCAAGAUUGCAAAGCCUAAAGAUGAUUCUCCUCUGUACGAAGAUUGGGAAAGUUGUAACACAAUGGUACUUUCUUGGUUGAUCAACUCUAUGCAUGUUGACGUUUCAAGUAGUAUCAUGUACUGUGAGACUGCGAGGGAGAUGUGGCUUGAGUUGCAAUCCUAUACUUGUGGAGCAAUGAAAAUUCUGAGCAUUGCACAUGAGAAAUCUUAUGUGAUGAGGUUCUUGAUGGGCCUCAAUGAGAGUUUUGAGACAGUGAGGAGUCAUAUUCUCAUGAUUGAGCCAUUUCCUUUAAUGAGCAAGGAGUAUGCUCUGGUUCUCCAAGAAGAAUCUCACAAAGGCAUUGGACAUGGUUCUGCCUUCACACCUAGGCCUAAUUCAGUGGCAAUGUAUGCCAAUACCAGGGGGUAUUCAGGUAAUAAAGGUGGUCCUAAGAAGGAAAGACCUUUGUGCACCCAUUGUAACAUGCUUGGACACACUGUGGACAAGUGUUACAAGCUCCACGGGUAUCCACCAGGUUAUAAGCACAAAUGGAAGCCUAAUUCCAAUGCUAACCAAGUUUCAUAUCCUCAAAGUCAAGCUGUUGAGGUUCCUUCUAAUGCAUUUGCUCAGUGUCCUAUUUCUAAGGCAUAG